AUGUGUAGCCUCAGGUUGCAAAGUUUGAACAGGUGUCUCAGAAAGAUACAGCUGGUUGAUCAUUACUUAUUUUCAGUAGGCGAGCAAAUCCCUCCUUCUAAACAAAGCCAGAGAGUUCCACUCGCUUCUGUACCGACUCAUGACCGAAGACAAUUCAAUGGAAACUAUGCAAAACGUGAGUAUCUUUUACAUUAUAUUCCAAAUGAGUAA
Nezara viridula (southern green stink bug) is the source of this 210-nucleotide messenger RNA. The record is from the annotation of a GenBank genome assembly. Lineage: Eukaryota; Metazoa; Arthropoda; Insecta; Hemiptera; Pentatomidae.